UUAUGCCUUCAGAAAUUGUUGAUGUUCUCAUGAAAAAUGGAAUUUUUGGAGCAAUUAUCCCAAAGGAUUUUGGAGGUGUUGGUUUUCAACAAAAAGAUGUUCUUCAAUUAGUUGAGUGUAUUAGCUCUAGAGAUCUUUCAAUUUUUACAAUGUUUAAUAAUUUGAUGACUUGUUCAAAUAUAAUUUUACAAUUUGGAACGAUUAAACAAAAAGAUGAUUAUUUGCCUGGACUGGCAACUGGAAAAUGGAGACCUGCAAUUUGUUGGCAAGAGGAAACUACUUCAGUCAAUCCAUCAUCACAAGUUUCAUCUUCCCCUGGACAACCACAACGACUUAAUGCUUAUAAAGUGAAUGUUGUAAAUGCUGUGGAUGCUAAUUUAUUUGUAGUUUUUGCUAAUAAAAGGAUUGGGGAUGAGAAUUUUCCCACUUGUUAUAUAAUCGAAAAAGAUUCAAUUAAAGAUCCAAAUGCUUCAAUAACCAUUAAAAAUAAAUUAAUGACUAGUGGACUGCAAAAAUGCAAUUUUUCUGAGGUUGUUUUCAAUAAUGUCCCCGUUGAUGAUUCCCUUAUGCUUGGGGAAAGCGAAAAUGCUCGAGCAAUGGUUGAUGAAUUGGCUUAUUCAGGCAAAACGCUUUAUGGUGCUGCUGUGGUUGGAUUUAUGAAGAAAGCUUUAGGAGAUCUUUGUUCUUUUGCAAAUCAGGAAGUCAAAGGAAAUAUGCGUCUAGCAGAUUCUCAUCCAAUAAAAAAGACACUAUCUGACAUGGGUUUACAUAUUUAUAUAUUGGAAACGAUGGUUUAUUAUAUAGGUUUUGUUUUAAAAUUUAAAAAAUUUUUUUUUGGAUUUUUAGGUGGCUUGACUGAUGAAAAUUUAUUUUUGUCUCAAGAUAUUGAAAAUUCUAUCAUUCAGAGAUUCUCAAACAAAGCAAUUAGACAGGCUAUAACUACAAUUACUGAAGUUGCUGGAAUUUAUUCGUCAGAUGUUGAAUUACCUUAUGAUCAAAUGAUUAAAGACGCGUUGGCCUUGAUGUCAUUUUCAGACCUUGAUUUACAUUUGGUAAGGCGUAUCACAAUUCCUGCUAUUGAACAUUAUGUUAAUCAUCAUGGAGGAGCGAAAACAUUUAUGAAAACAUCCGGUUUUGUAAGAUAUUUGGGUGGUAGAGAAGAUUUGAUUGAUUAUUUACAUCCAAAAUUGAUUCAUUUUAUUGCAGAACAUGUUCAUCCAUCUUUAGCGGGUUCAGCAGUCAAUUUUGAAUAUUGUCUUACUCGUUUGGAUAAAGUUAUCGAUAUUCUUUUUAGAGAUAAAGGAGUUUAUUUAAAUACGGAUUAUAUUGCGUUACAAGAUAUUUCAACUUUAAUGGAAAAUAAUUUGGCAAUGAUUUCUGCAAUAGCUAGAGCAAGUAGAGCUUAUUCUGUUGGUGUUAGAAAUUCUCAUUUGGAGCUUGAUUGGACCAACUAUUUUUGUAGUAGAGCAGCAGACGAAUCUAAAAGAGUAAUUGCUGAAGUAAUGGAGACUCGUAUGUUUUUUUCGAUAGUUUACAAAAAAACAUUUUAUUUUUUAGAACAAAAAAUGAUUAAUAUUAAUCCAAGUGUUAUGGGGGCUGCAAAAAGUUUAUUAGAUGCAAAUGGUUAUUGUAUGGAUAGUCCUAUAGAGAAGAAUUGGUAG
Messenger RNA from Meloidogyne enterolobii, 1661 nucleotides. The record is from the annotation of a GenBank genome assembly. Lineage: Eukaryota; Metazoa; Nematoda; Chromadorea; Rhabditida; Meloidogynidae.